CGGUAAAAAAAUAAAUAAAAAUGCAGCAACAGCUCUGGUGUUUUUUGGUGAAGCAGGACAGUUUUCUAGUUGUGAUGUUUCUCUAUCACACCUGACUCAAGCUGAGGCUAGUGAAUUCCGAUGCCUCAUAGACUGUGAGAUGACCAGUGGGCGGACUUAACACCGGCAUAACAAGGAGGCAAAUGACUCAGACUCAAACAUCAGGGAUAUCGAUAAAAAACAGGCCCGGGUAGCCGUGUGUUUGUUCUGCAGGGUUUCAGUCACAAAGUUCCACCUCUCGUGGCCACUAAUGGCAGGUGUGCAUGCCUCUGCAUUAAUCAGGGGGCUGUGAACCUGCCGUUUAAUCGCAGAGGAAGCCGAGCAGAGAUAGCAGGUCUGCCCCCCUGUGCACCCUGACAAAGUGGCUGUGGCUUCGAUCCCUGAGUCAAUAUUGACCACCAGCCAGCAGGAGAGAAGCAGCAGCAGCAGCAGCUGGGAGGAGGAGGACAGCAAGGAGAUCCUCAGCAGCUACACACACACACACACACACACACACACACACACACACACACACACACACAAUUAUGAAACCAUAAAAAAAAAUAUCAGCACACUGUUAAUAUGAUGUGGUUACUGGCUAUUUAUCCUGUCUUGUGGUAUCCUGAGGCUGAGUUACAUUCUCAUAUAUUAUUCAGUUUAUUACAGCAAAAUGUUUCAUAUUUUAUGUGUACACUUUAACUACAAGUUACAGAAAGAAAGAAAGAAAGAAAGAAAGAAAGAAAGCUUCAGAUUUAUUAAGGUACUUGUUAGUGUUAGGUUUAGUCACAGCCCAUUCGUUUUGAGUUUGCAAAUGAUUUGUGCAAGUAGUGUGAAUUUCAGGCAUUUGAUUUGUAAAAACAAGUAUAUCAGACAAAAUCUUUUAAAUGAUGAAGAUUCAUAUUAAUUAUCUUUGACACCUCAGAGCCAGGUGCACAGUGUCAGGACUAAAAACAAUUAAAAGUAAAUACACAAAAGUGAUUCAUUUAUCCCUGAAUAUGUUAUUAAGUUAUCUUAGUGAUUUAAGAGUCUCUCUUUAUUUCCUAUGCUUACUGGUUUACUUACUGGGGGCUCCAGCGCUAAGAUCCUUAUGAGGACACUAAAUUGUGAUCUAUGGGUUUUGGGCUUAGAGAGAAACAUGUCUUAAUAUGAUCAGCCAAUAAUCAUAGUCAUAGUCGCAUGUGCAUGAUGUUCAGUUAGUGUCAGCGCCAGAUUGAGCCCAUUUUUAACCCAACCGAUUGUGUUAUGAUAACUUGGCUUAAUAAAGUUGAAGUAUAGUAUGUAAAGUUUUGCUGCAUUCCAGGAAAUCUUUGUUGAAACCAGAAACUCACCCACCUGAUCUAGUUGUCCAGACUCAGAUUUGAGCUCAACAAUGAAAGUAUUUGUCCUCAGACUGCAUAGAAAUGUGUGAACUUAACCCUCUGGAGUCUCCAAAAGCGCCAAAUCAUGACUUCUUCAUCACAUCCAGACUAGAAAACAAAGCAGCGUGGAGCCCUACUGUAAAUUUACCUCUAAAGUUCUGGCUGUAAACUCCAUGAGGCCAGUUUCAGUUUGAUGAUGAUAACCCAGUAAAACUGGAGACAAAUAUAUUUUGUAUAAAAUUAUAGAACUGGAUGUAACCCCUUAUAUGUUAUAUUUGCAAUAUUUGUUCAUAUUUGCAACAUUUAAAAUUCUUUAUUGAGCAUGAUAGUGUUUUGAAAGUAAAAAAAGAUUCAAAAUCACAUUUUAUGUUGGACAAAAGGACUAAAAAGACACAAAAAAGACACAAAAUGACCAAAAAAGACACAACAUGACUUACAGAGACACGGAAUGACUAAAAAAUACACAAAAUGACCAAAAAUUUUACGCUAAACAAGACACAUAAAAUAGAGUCCCACUAGAAUAAAAACCGGAGUUGGAUGACAGGAUCACACACAAUCAGAAGAUCACAUGUAUGUUGGUUUUUCUUUGUUUCUUUUUGGCUCAAAAUGUUGAUCCAGUAAGGCCGAAUAAAAAAAUAAAUUAUUAUUAGGUCAUAUAGGUGAGGUUGUGCUGGAAAAAAUAUAUACCUACAGGGCAUUUAAACAUUUUCUAAGUGGUGUAUGAAGGCAGGAUGAAAAGGAAAAAUGGACAAAAUAGCCCAAAGACUCCAUAGAGUUAAGCUAUGGUCUUAGCAAUGGGGUAGGCCGGGUGGUGAGGUGAACUGGAGGACAGGUGAUUGUUCCUGAUCCUGAUCCUGAGAGGCUCCCCAGGUAAUAAUGGCCCUACUGGUUCUGUAACUGAACUGCAGAGGGUUUGUGACCUUUGCCAUCAAGUAUCUCUUUCCUACUUCUUCGGAUAAUGGGAGUUGUAAAAUCAAGGCAAGAAUUGUUUGCCACUUGUACAAUGGAUGUAAGAAGACUUCCUCAGAUGGGAUACAUCAGCUUGGCUCUGUCAUAGUAGAAGUGUAGGAGUAUCAGACUGCUGAUUGUUGGGGAGGAGGGGGCUUACUGUAUUUGAUGCCAGGGGUCAUGCUGCCCUGAUGAACAGAAUCUGCAUCAUACUACAUCAUCUUAUGUCUAAAAACACUAGCUUCACAGGAUGGAAAAUCCCAAAUCUGUAGUCUAUUUGGUGUUUCUUAUCAGCUUCUGUCACUGCAAGAAAAUAUAAAUAAAAAAAAUACUACACAAGAGAAGAGUUAAGACGUAUUCAAACAACGCUGAGACAGAAACCAAUUUGCCGUGCAGUGACUAACAGCCAAAACCUCAAAGCUUCUCUGAUCUGACAUGAUUUAACAAAAGAAAAGAGGAGGAAAAGCUCAAUCCCUGACUACACACACACCUUUCGCAUGAAGAGCAAACAGAGCUGAGAGACUUUUAAGUCUUGGGUUUGAUUCAAACCCACAGAAACACUCGCACACACACACACCCUGCUGCAGUGUGUGUUGACAGAGUUGACACGUACACACACCGUCGGCGCUACAGACUGGCAGUCCCCCCCCAGUGCAGGAUCAUCCACAGGUCAUGUUUAUGAAUUGGGAGGAGUGGAUGGAUGCCAGUGCUUUCCAUCACUUUCUUCUUCCUUAUCCUCACUUGUAUCAGUCGGUUGCAAAAAGAAAUGUCCUCUGUGUGUGUGCAGCAGCCAUCUUCCUGUGAUUCAUGGGUGUUGUGACGACAUCUUAUUGCGCUGAUAGAGAUCAAAGCUGCUGCUCCAUCUGAUGAAGAGAAACUGAUGCAAUCAGAGCAGUGGAAGUGGAAAAUUCUGAUCACUGAUGAAUUUAUGACAGAUAAACCUUAACUACCUGUGUUCCUUAUUAAAAUAACUGGAGGAUUUGCAUGAUUGAUGAGGCUGUGUGUGUGUAGUUGGCUUCUAUAUACUCUUAUCUUUUCUUGUUAGAAUCUGAGUUCCCUUUAGAGCAAGAGAUUUUUUUUUCUUGCCGACACUUCCUGGUUGAGUCGACUGAGACACUUUUCCUGCCUAAACUAACAAAACACACAUAAUUAAUCUUUUCCUAGGUUACUUUUGAAGGUUAAUUCUCUUAUUUUGUCCCCUGUCAAUGCUGCUCGCUUCCAUCAUGAGAACUUAGCCAAGCAAGAGCUUGACUUUGUCCAUUGUAACAAAACCUGCUCAUCUAAGCUAACUUGCUGAUGAUGGUACUUGAAGUCGGUGCCUAUUCAUUCCAGAAUAAUUGCUCACUUGGCACAAAAUCAAAAAAACUUCUGGGUUUACUUAGGUAGUGUGUGAUCGUUUGAAUAUCCUCACUAGUGUUUGUCCCGCUGGCCCUGUGCACAAGUUCCUGCUCAGCUCAUAGACUUUACAUUGUAAUGACAUUACACAUUUUAAAAAUAUUAUAAACUUUACAAUAGAAAGAGCCAUAAUUGUUUGCAGUUUGUGACGUCCUAUCAACUGACGUCUCUUAUAACAGUGGUCUAUGGGGAAAAAACGCUUUUUGAGCCACAUGGGGAUUUUUUUUUUGCAAUACUGUGGAUGGUAACUAGGAAAAAUGGUCUCCAAGGCUGAGCAGCGGCACCAUACAUUCUACAAUACAUCCAUGGAUCUACAGGUCAUAUUUAUUCGUAUCACCUUAUGUCUUUGUUUUUUUAAAUUUUUUAAAUUUUUAUUAACGAAUAAACAAAAAGAACAGUGGAUUACUUAUUAGCAGCCACAAUAUGAAACAAGACACUAAAACAGAAUUCUAGACAACAAAGACUCAGAAACAUAUUUACAAAUUAGACGUAAUGUAAACACAAAUAACAUACAUAGAAUAAUAUAAAGGACAACCACAACAACGCCAAUGAAAACAACGAUACCACAGUACAAAGCCACACAGCGAAAACAGACAAACACACAAACAAACAAAAUAAUGCCUUAUGUCUUGUGUUUCCUCUAUUCAUAUUAGAGAAGACUUCUUAUUUCCACGACAAAACUUUCCAUGAUGAUAUUGGUCAUGGGUAGUUUCUUUGUUUUAGUGUUUUUUUUUGAGCGUGUUACCAUGAUAUUGGACUGGGGGGGAAACGGACCAAGUAUGCAGGGCCCUCAUGUGAGGAGGGUCCACAAAAAUACCAGAAUGAAUAGCUUUGGAUGCAGGGACGGACUCAUAAAGAGAUGUCUUCUUCUUCAUACAGAUACAGCCAACAGCAGGGAGUGACAACAAGCAGUCCUCUCCAGUCUCUGAAGACACGAGUGGUCGGAGAGUUCAGGUUGAGGUCCUUUCCAAAUGUUCCGGUCUGUGCACCGGCGUGGCCGUGGGCUGAGGAGCUGGAGGUCGUGAGAGGUCAGUGGAGACAACGAAAAGCUGCCAAGCACACCUUGAGCCAACAUCACGCGCACACAGCAGGCCUAUGUUGUGUUUUUAAUGUUCUCUAAAAUGGUAUCCAAGCUGACAUCCCUGCAGCAGGAGCUCCUCAGCGCCCUGCUGGACUCAGGAGUUACCAAAGAUGUCCUGAUCCAGGCCCUGGAUGAUAUGGACCCCAGCCCGCCGGGCUUUGGAGUAAAACUGGAGAACCUUCCCCUGUCCCCCGCUCCUCCUCAGAGCGGCGGCAAGAUGAACGGGGCGGACGUCGACUCGAAGCCCGUCUUCCACACGCUCACCAACGGCCACAGCAAGGGCAAGCUGUCCGGGGACGAGGGCUCCGAGGACGGGGACGACUACGACACCCCGCCGAUACUGAAGGAGCUCCAGUCGCUCAACACGGAGGAGGCCGCCGAGCAGAGGGCGGAGGUGGACCGCAUGCUAUCAGAGGAUCCAUGGCGUGCUGCCCGCAUGAUCAAAGGUUACAUGCAGCAGCACAACAUCCCCCAACGGGAGGUGGUGGACGUCACAGGGCUGAACCAGUCUCACCUCUCCCAGCACCUCAACAAAGGCACGCCCAUGAAAACACAGAAGCGAGCGGCCCUCUACACCUGGUAUGUCAGGAAACAGCGGGAAAUUCUCAGACAGUUUAACCAGGCUGUACAAGGCUCUGGCAGCAACAUGACAGACAAAGGCAAUCAGGAUCCAGUGUUUUUUUUCCCAGAGUUCAACCCGUCCGGUCAGGGCAUGGGUCAGUCUGGUGAGGAGGUCGGCAGCGAGCCCUCCUGCAAGAAAAUGAGACGUAACCGCUUCAAAUGGGGACCCGCAUCCCAACAAAUCCUGUACCAGGCUUAUGAACGGCAGAAGAACCCCAGCAAGGAGGAGAGAGAAGCUUUGGUUGAAGAGUGCAACAGAGCCGAGUGUCUCCAGAGAGGCGUGUCCCCCUCCAAAGCUCAGGGCCUCGGUUCUAAUCUGGUCACCGAAGUGCGAGUCUAUAACUGGUUUGCAAACCGGCGCAAAGAGGAAGCCUUCAGGCAGAAGUUGGCCAUGGACGCCAUCACCAUACCGCCUCACAGCAUGAACCCUCUGCUGUCACACAGUUCGCCACAUCAUCCCCAGAGCAGCGCUUCACCUCCAAUGCGUUACAGCCAAGGCCCGGGUGAGGUCACCUCCUCCACCACCAUCAGCCACCACAGUAGCAACGCGAUGGCGACCAGCCAGUCGGUGCUCCAGCAGGUGUCUCCGGGAGGAUUGGACCACAGCCACAGUCUGCUGUCACCUGACAAGAUGAUUUCAGGUUCAGGUGGAGGACUUCCUCCAGUCAGCACACUGACAAACAUCCACAGUUCCCAUCACAGUCAUCAGCAGACACAGAACCUCAUCAUGCCUCUAUCUGGAGUCAUGGCCAUAGCACAGAGUCUAAACACAUCGCAAUCUCAGACGGUGCCAGUGAUCAACAGCGUGGCGGGCAGCCUUGCGGCGCUGCAGCCGGUGCAGUUUUCCCAGCAGCUCCACAGCCCCCACCAGCAGAGCCUGAUGCAGCAGUCCCCCAGCCACAUGAGCCAGCAGCCGUUCAUGGCUACUGUCACACACUCGCACAUGUAUCCUCACAAGCAAGAGCCCCCGCAAUAUUCCCACCCGUCACGUUUCCCCUCGGCCAUGGUGGUCACAGACGCCAACAGCAUCAGCACCCUCAGCUCCAUGUCCUCAAGCAAGACGGACGCUGGUGUAAACAAGAUGGUGCAACUUGGGGGUCUCUCCUGGUGUCCUCUUCAGGCUUGGUGAGAGCGUCCACCUGACUUCCUCGGUGCUGGGCAACGGGAGCACAUUUUUCCACCCUCUCACCGCUGUAACCAUGACAACUCUUAAUAACUGGCAACGGCGCGCUGGAUGAUGAGUCAGUCAACAAAACGAGAGGAGUGGCGACGACGGUGGGCCAGGCGGUGAAAAUGAGAAAUGGGGACAGAGGUGGAGGGGAGGGGUGAAGAAAAAACAAACUCACUGCACCUGAAAGUGAGGAGACUCGAUGGAUUCCCCUCGCUCGCUUGCUCGCGCACACACAAAUGAUCAACAAGGAUGAUUUUAACACAAUCUUUGAAAACAGUAUUCACUUUUUUAUGCCCCUCUUUUCUGACACUACAAAGGAACAAAAAACACCCAAAAAGCGCUCACAAACUGUCAAGGUACGGACUUGAACGAAGGCUCCGGGACUCCUUAUAUUACACUGUGAUUUAAGGUGGAAAUACGCCGACACCCUGAAACUAACAGAGACAGUGAUCAGCCUCUGUAAAGGCUGAAAGACUCGCAACAAGUUCCCGGAUGCCGACACACAUUGCCUUGCACGUGAGCAGAACUGUGUGACAAUCACAAUCACCCUGUAUUGAUCUUGUGCAUGCAUCUGACUUUCUUAGCUGGUUUUUUAAGGAGUCUUCCAUGUUAUUCUCUCACACACAGUCUUACUGUGCUAUAGCAUUAGUGCAGGCGAUGAAUUCAGACGGAUUCAUCACAUCAAGUUGUUCAAUGUGUAUACUGUGAUUGAAAAAACUUUGACAAUCUUGAAAGGACUAUGCAAUGCGUCAUUAGGUGUAUGCAAUGCUUUGUAUGACUGGCUCCACACACUUGAGACUGGAAAUGGAUAUGCACUAUCAGUGAAGUCACCAAAAAUUAUAUAUAUAUAUAUAUAUAUAUAUAUAUAUAUAUAUACAGUAUGGAGUUGAUAAAGCUGCCUGUAAAAUAACACAAAAGCAGAUGGAUGUAUGCGUGACAAAUAUGCCAAAGAAUAAGCCUGCUGUGCUAACGGAGCAAGGACUGACUCACACACUUUAACUGUGGCCCUUCCCCUCCGUGUUGUUUGCACACAGGUUCAGGUGAAUUUCAGGAAUGGGACUCACCUCCCUCUCCCACUUCCUGCCUCAAUGUGAAGCGAUACCAAAUAGGACAAAUAUUGUCAAUAACUCCUCAUCAUAAAUCAAGGCGGGUAGGUCAGAAUGAAAAUAUUGACAAGUAUUCAGAAACAAAACAGUCAUCUUAGUCCGGUAUUCUGUGAAGGAGAGAGACAUGAACGGGGCCAGUGUUGUGACAGCAGCUGCUCUAAUCAUACAGGAAUCCACACAGACUGAGAAAUGUUGGGGAGAGGAGCAGCUGCUGUGGGAUCAGUGUCACACCUCUUCCUAACUGGACUUGAAGCAAAUAACUGAACCUUAGAUUUUUGAUGACCUGCUCUGUGCAUCAGCCAACCAGCUAAGCGACUGCUCACCGUGGCUGAAAUUUUUGUGUUUUUGCAAAGUCUGUGCACUUCCUCCUUUUCCAACUUUUUUUAAUUGGUCAAAAUUGACACUUACAGCAACAGAAAGUUAAUCAGUAACAGUUUUUCACAUCUCCAUAUAAUUUUAAGCCUCUAUAAAAUAUUAAGAAUCACAAAUCACAAUCAUUCCAACUUGAAAAAAAUUAGGUAUGUUAUGAAUAAAUAACAUGGACAGUUACUAUAUGCAGAGGGAGAAAUGCAAACAAACAUUUCUCCACCUCCUCGCACUGCAACAUUGCUUGUUAUACAUGUAUAGAUAUAUUAUAGAACUGGAGCCCCCCCUGCAACCAAUGAAACAUUUUCCCCAUAGACCACCAUCAUAAACAAGAUGCCAGUAAAACUGUUGACAGGACACCUUGAACUGUAAAAAGGUCAAUUAUGACUUUCUCUAUUGUGAAUUUUUUUACGCCUAUAUUUGUAGAACUUUCUUCAAGCCAAGACAAGUGGUUUAAAAAUCUGUGACGUCAAUAUAAUGUAAAGUCUAUGGGCCAGUGGCAAACACUACUGCACAACCCUAAAAGCUAUAAAUGUUGUGGCGCUUGUGUCAGGCGGACUACAAUAUAUAUAUUUUAUAUUCUUGUAGUUGUAAUUAUCGAGACAAUUUUCCUGAGAGUUCACUCGCUCACUAUAUGUUAGGAAGAGGUGUCAGGUCUGUUUGGACAUAAGCUAUCUUCCUUCUCUGUGUUGACCGCGGUUUGUUCAGCUCAGCUUCUUACUGAACUAACCAAAAACUCCUUUGUCAUUUUCUUACAGUUUCUCUCAUCUUUCCCUUGUCUUUGUGCAUGUUUGAUUUGUGCAGAUUUACAAAGCGGGAUACAGGCUUAUUUUCUACAUUAACUUAGCUGGACAAUGAUGAGAAAGGUUGAGAUGGGGACCAAAUUUGUAAUCAACAAUCACUAUAACUACCCGCAGCCAUUUCCACUGUCGAACCUUCGUAUCAUAAGUGUGUCAGAUCCAGUCUCCUGUUCAAUAUUAGGUCACUACAUUUGUUAUUAUUAUGUUGGUUGGUUUGUGACUGUUAUUAUAGGCACAUCUACUGCCAUCUGAUCAGAGGGCACUCAUACUUGUGUGACAGGACAUGAUUUUUUUUUCUCUUCCUAAUGUAUUAUUUUUGUAUAAAAAUUGAAAUCAAUCAUAAAUCAUUAUUUAUACUUUCUGAGAAAAUGUUGAUAUUUGAAGUAAAAAGUUUUUUUCAA
Messenger RNA from Centropristis striata (black sea bass), 9265 nucleotides. RefSeq names its product HNF1 homeobox Ba (gene hnf1ba). The transcript has 15 exons. Gene Ontology annotation, cellular component: nucleus. Gene Ontology annotation, molecular function: RNA polymerase II cis-regulatory region sequence-specific DNA binding; DNA-binding transcription factor activity, RNA polymerase II-specific. The coding region runs from base 4829 to 6550 and encodes 573 amino acids. The record is from RefSeq and is a predicted model, not a curated record. Lineage: Eukaryota; Metazoa; Chordata; Actinopteri; Perciformes; Serranidae. Gene Ontology annotation, biological process: positive regulation of DNA-templated transcription; regulation of transcription by RNA polymerase II; pancreas development.